UAAAGAUUCCUCUAUAUAUUUUUCUCUAUAUAAAAUCCCACAUUCAUCCAACCAAACAAAAACACAACAAAAAGCAUAGUUUUUCCCACAGUGCCUUUCUGUGGUCAACUUUGUUCACUAAAUAAUAUUUAUUCUCUUCUCCAACCCCUCCUUCCAUGGCUUCAGAUUCCAAUUCAUCAAACCUUAGAAUCACCAUUGAAAGCAAUCCUCCCGAGUCACGCCUAGCCGAAUUGAACAUCAAGUAUUGGCCAAAAUGGGGUUGUUCUCCAGGGAAGUACCAAUUGAAGUUUGAUGCUGAAGAAACAUGCUAUUUGCUGAAAGGGAAGGUGAAGGCAUAUCCAAAAGGGUCAUCAGAGUUUGUAGAGUUUGGUGCUGGAGACCUUGUGACCAUACCAAGGGGACUCAAUUGCACUUGGGAUGUGUCAGUUGCUGUGGACAAGUGCUACAAAUUCGAGUCAUCAAAUUCUUCUUCAUCAUCUUCUUCCUAGUGUUUUGGAUCACUCAUCAUUCAUCAAUCAUCAUUGAAUAAUGUUAUUAAGUUAGUUUUAGAACUCAUUGUUUCGUUCAUCAUAUUAUUAUUCGUUCUAGUAAUUAAUUCUUUCACAGUUUCAUUAUCUAGUAGUAUUUUGUUGAAGACUGGUGGUAGGGUUGGUUUUUUCUCUUUGGUUGGUUUUGCUGGGAAUUGGUAGUUUUAGUCAAAGGAGGAACCAAUCAGUCAAAGGCUUGUCCCGUUCAAACCAAGCAUCUUUAUAGAGUCGGAUAUUUAGAUACAAUUUUUAAUGUUUCUUUGACUCAUCAAUUAAUCCAGGAGAUUUUUUCAAAAUUA
Molecule: messenger RNA, 826 nt
Organism: Glycine soja
Lineage: Eukaryota; Viridiplantae; Streptophyta; Magnoliopsida; Fabales; Fabaceae
Exons: 2
Coding region: 156-488 (110 amino acids)
Source: RefSeq, a predicted model, not a curated record